UGAAGGAUUUGUUAAGAAGUACAAGAAAAUGAAAGACAGGGCAGCUCUUUUGAAAGGCAGUUUACAUAAGAAAGUGAUGACCUUUGAAAGAUGGUGGUGUGUUUUAACAGAUGAACUUGAUCUCUGCAUUCAGUGAUCUGUGGAGAACAAACUGUAGAACUGAAGCCAUGGACCAAGAGCCAACUAUGAGGAUAAAAAAAGAGGAAACGGAUGAAGUACAAACUGAGUUAUGCUUCACGGGUCAGGUUUACCCAUCCAACAUGAAUCUAAAAGAAGAGUUGCAGGACAGUGCAAUUAAAGAGUUUCUUGUGGACCCAUUAAAGACUGAAGGCUGUAGUGUUUGGCUAAAGCAAGAUCCUGAACUGAAACAUGCUGAUGGACCUGAGCAUAAUGUCUUUCAGUCUGUUGAAGAUCCAUUGGAAAUAUCUUGGUUCACUGAUUUUAUCAAGGAGGAUCCUGAACUAAAUUUGGAAAUGAAUGUAACUGAAAAUAUUGUGGAAACCUCAACAAGAUACGGUUCUGAUAGUGCAAGAUUGACUCAGAGUACUGGUGGAAGCUGUGGUGUAUUGUGUGAAGAAAAUUGUCACCAUAGACUGGUCAACGAUGAGUUGGUGAUAGACAUGGAGAAGUCAACACACGAGUUUGGUACCGAUGCAGAAGAUGGGGUUAUUCAUGAAGAAUGCUCAGUUGCCACCCAAUAUGACUGUAGUAUGAGGAAAAAGGAAUUACAUGUAUAUAGCUGUAAUUUCUGCCAACAGAGCUUUCCUUCAAAAUACAGACUCAUAAUGCAUGUGUUUAUGCACAUUGAUGGCACACAACCACCUUCGUAUGUUUGUGAGUGGUGUGGUGAGGUGUUUCACAGUAAUGUUAGUUUGAAAAAACAUUUGAGAAUGGGUGAGAAUUAUCAAAAUUUGACUGUUGGCAACCAUGGAAAAUACGGCUUUAGUGAUGAGCAUCAAAGCAUUAUCUUCUUGGAUAGUGAGCCAGAAGUUUCUGUUGCAGAACGUAAUGAGCAAUCUUCAUAUGAGGAAACUAGGAAAGCUUCAAAGAAGUCCUCUAAUGACAUGAGUAAUGUACAUAUGAGAAAUGAUGCAGAGAAAACAAGUCAUUAUGGAACUUUAUCAACAGCUGUUAAUAUCAGUGCCCAGGCUAAUCUGCUUACUGCAAAAAGAACCGACAAAUGUGGUAUUUGUGGCAAAUUGUUUGCUAGGUCAGGUGAUCUCAAAAGACACGUCUUCAUACACACCGGGAAAAAACCUCACAAAUGUGAUAUUUGUGGGAAAUCUUUCGCUUUGUCGAGUAGUCUCAAUAAACAUUUAUUAAUUCAUACUGGAAAGAAACCUCACAAAUGUGAGAUUUGUGACAAAUCGUUUGCCCACUCAAGUAAUCUCAAGACUCACAUUCUAAUUCACACUGGAAAGAAACCUCACAAUUGUGAGAUUUGUGGGAAAUCUUUUGCUUUCUCUAGCCAUCUCAAUAAACAUGUAUUAAUUCAUUCUGGAAAGAAACCUCACAAAUGUGAGAAUUGUGACAAAUCGUUUACCCAGUCAUGUCAUCUCAAAAGACAUUUGUUAAUUCACACUGGAAUGAAACCUCACAAAUGUGAGAUUUGUGGGAAAGCUUUUGCUAGGUCAUGGAAUCUCAAGACACACAUUCAUACACAUCGGAGAAAGGUCACACAUAUGUGAUACUUGUGGCAAAUCAUUUGUUAGAUCAGGUGAUCUCAAGACAUAUGCAUUGGAACACAUUGGAAGAGGACCUCACAAAUGUGAUAUCUGUGACAAAAGUUUCACUCAAUUGGAUUUUCUCAAUACACAUACAUUACUUCACAUCAGAAAGAAACUACAAGUAAGUGUUAGUUUACACAAAUAGGUUUUCCUGGUUGGUGCCCUCAAGGCCUAUAAAGUAAUGAAUGUAGCAUGGGGAUAGUAAAUUGUAAAUCCUGUGAAAUAUCGUUAAAUGUGGUAUAAUUGUGAAAAAACGUGCAGUGUGUACUAUAGAGUGGUAACAGAUAAUUUGACAAUAUAAAAAUCCAUAUCUGCAGCUUGAGAUGUCAAGAAAUUCUAUAACUAAAUAAUCUAAAAACAUGAAUCAAAUGUCUUUUUGUCAUUAACACUGCUGCUUUUUCCCAUCGAUCUUGACACAAGAAGAUUUUGAAUUGUGAUAAAUUCUUACCUUUGUCAAUAAUCAUAAAUACCAUACAAUAUUGAGUAUAAGGCCAAGGAAAUGUGAUGACUUGUUGCUUAUUAUUCCAAACAUAGUCAUAAUGUAAUACUUGUAACUCUGCAUUUUAGAAACAGUGACAGCAAAAGUAUAUUAAUAGCACUUCCUUCACUCAGGCUAGUAAACUCAACACUGGAGAAACAUAAUUAUGGCAAUUAUUUUACUCAGGUAUGUUUUCUCGAGAGAAUUGCUGUGUGUGUCAUUAAUAGUGUAUACAUUUAUGUUCUGUUAGUACUAAUCCUGCAUUAGUAAACGUAACAACAAAUAUAGAAACCUGCUCACUAGCAUGUUUGUCCACCUUUGGAACACAAUACAUCGACAGUUCUACAUGAUGUGGACUUGACAUGUCGUUUACAUGUUUCUGGAUAUAUGUUGCAAGGUUGUAUUCUACACGUUCAGACCAUCUAAAUGGUGUGGUCGAGACAUCAGUGUUAGUUGCCAUGCUAUUCAGACCACUGUGGAACCUUUCUGCACAUGUGACAAGGACAGUUAUCCUGCUGAAAGAUGCCUUCACCAUGGGACAGCACAUCAGGAAUGAAAGAAUCUAUGCAGUUGCAAUAAAGGUCACAUAGUCUGCAACUUUCAUGUUUCCUUAAAUUACUACCAGAUGUCCGAAAGGAGCCCAUGUGACACCCCAUGUCAUUCACCUAGAUAGUAUAUCUGGAAGUGAUAACUGACCUGAUGUGACAGGAAAUGUCACCCAUCCUGUUAGUUGACGUUUGCAUUGACCUUCAUUCCAGCCUCCAUGAUCACUUGCCCACUGCAGUUGCAAUUGAACAUUUUGGUGGAUGGGUAUGGAAACAUACAGUGACCAUAUGUUGCAGAGCCACACGUUGAAGAAUAUACAUUGAAUUUUGGGCUCAAAAACUUGUAUGGCUGCUCCAGCGUUGUUAACCAUCAUUGGAUAUUGCCACAUGUCCAGCUUUACAGAGCAGCAAGCCUCUGACCAUGAUUUGUGAUGGUGUAGAUGUAUUACAACUUUUCGUAAGGUUAUAGAUUUAUCACCUUUAUCCACUUUCCACAGAUGUUCACAACAGUAGCAUAGAUCCAUCCUACCAGCUUCAUCACUUUUGAGGUGCUAGUUCCCAGCUGCAAUGCGACUGUAACUUGCCCUUUGCUGAAGUCCUUAUGUUUUUGGAUUUAUAUGUUUGCAACCCAUCUGAUUGGUAGAAUAAUUCCUUGUUAAUCUCUGGUCUGCUUAUAUAGCCAUAUUCUGCUUACUGCGUCAUGUGCAUUCAACAUGAUGGCAUUCAUUCUCCUCACAGGCAGUGUUCGUGACAUUUUUUGCUCAUCAGUGCAUCUUCAUGUAAAUAGGUCAGAUGUGAAUAUGUGUAACCUAACAAAUUCAUUGUGCUUGGUUGCCAUUUACACCAGUGCACAAUAGCUAUAUUUUUUGUGAAGUUUUUUUGUUUCACAUAUCUCUGUAAUGAUUCAGAUAUAAUGUAGAUAAGUGUUAUGCACCAAAGCUCUUAAUUAUUUGUUCAGCAUUUAAUAAUGUAUAAGUUCUACAGAAAAUGAAAUAGGUAUUUGUAUACACAAGAACAACACUUGGGACAGCUCAGAAUGCGAGUACUAAAUAUUUCUUGUGUUAUAUUCGAAGAUGUUUCUAUUGCGGAU
Molecule: messenger RNA, 3840 nt
Organism: Schistocerca cancellata (South American locust)
Lineage: Eukaryota; Metazoa; Arthropoda; Insecta; Orthoptera; Acrididae
Product: zinc finger protein 99-like
Exons: 8
Coding region: 111-1688 (525 amino acids)
Biological process (GO): regulation of transcription by RNA polymerase II
Cellular component (GO): nucleus
Molecular function (GO): RNA polymerase II cis-regulatory region sequence-specific DNA binding; DNA-binding transcription activator activity, RNA polymerase II-specific
Source: RefSeq, a predicted model, not a curated record